Messenger RNA from Gigantopelta aegis, 1455 nucleotides. Its product is annotated as peptidase M20 domain-containing protein 2-like. The coding region runs from base 141 to 1334 and encodes 397 amino acids. Lineage: Eukaryota; Metazoa; Mollusca; Gastropoda; Neomphalida; Peltospiridae. Gene Ontology annotation, molecular function: dipeptidase activity. The transcript has 6 exons. The record is from RefSeq and is a predicted model, not a curated record.
AAUAUCCCAUAUUUUCUUUUAAAAUUACAAAAACAGAACCCUACGCCAGUGAUUACCCUGACUUUUUGCAGCUUGUAUGAGUGGAGCUGCUAACUAAAUGAUAUAUAAUAUUCGUCUUCCAGUUUUAUCAGUUUCUAGGUAUGGAUAACUUGAAGAGCGUCGCCUGUAAAGCUAUUGAUUCUACAAAAGAAGAAUUAAAAACAAUCAGCAAGUCUAUUUUUGAUCACCCAGAGCUUGGGUAUGAAGAACAUCACGCGCACGAUCUCCUGUCUGAAUUUCUGUCCAGUAAAGGAUUCGUAGUGGAUAAACACUACAAGCUUCACACAGCAUUCAGGGCGGUGCACGACGGGGGUGUGGGUCCCAACCUUGCUGUUCUGUGCGAGUACGAUGCCCUACCAGGACUGGGACACGCGUGCGGACACAACCUCAUAGCAGAGGUGGGCGUGGCCACGGCACUGGGUGUGAAGGCGGCGUUGGAGAAGGCGGGGAAGCCUCUGGGGAAGCUGACUGUUCUUGGGACACCAGCAGAGGAAGGCAAAGGAGGGAAAAUCGACCUGGUCGGUGCCGGUGCGUUUGGUGGCAUCGACUGCGUCAUGAUGGCGCAUCCAUCGCAGUGCAGCUGGACAACGCCAGAUUAUGCGGCUAUGACAGAACUCAAGAUCAAAUUCCAUGGUAAAGCUUCCCAUGCAUCCAGUGCUCCCUGGGACGGAGUGAAUGCUCUGGAUGCAGCAGUUCAGUGUUACCAGAACAUCUCGUGUCUCAGACAGCAGAUGAAGCCCGCGUGGAGAAUACACGGUGUUAUUACAAAUGGUGGCAGUAAACCAAACAUAAUCCCAGAUGUCACAGAACUUCUGUAUUAUGUGCGAGCACCGACCGAUCCAGAGCUUGGACAACUGAAGCAAAAGGUUGUUUAUUGUGUCAACGGAGCAGCUUUGUCAACGGGGUGCAAGGCAGAAUUCAGCUUUGAUAAAAACGAAUUUUCAUCGCUAAUGUCCAACAGUGUUUUGGCCUCGCUGUAUGACGAACAUGGUAAAUCGUCUGGAGUGAGGUCAGACGACGAAGCGACAAAGCGCCGCCUAGGAGGAGGUUCUUCUGACAUUGGCAACGUAUCCCACGUUGUUCCAAGUCUUCAUCCCGAAUUCUUCAUUGCUACAGCCAGUCCUCACACCAAAGAAUUUGCUGUCUUUGCUAGUUCUGAAUCUGCUCAAGAAUAUACCUUGGCAACAGCCAAAGCGUUAGCAAUGACUAUGGUCGACAUUUUUGAAAAACCUGAUCUACUUCGGCGUAUUAAAGAUGAAUUUAAGUUGCAGUUUGAGCAAGAGAAGAAUGCCUAAUUUAUUGGUAUCAUCCACGAUGAUUGAGACACAAUCACAAGACAUCAAUUAAGACAUUAUACUUUGUCAUUUAACAUACAAUUUAAAGUAAAGUCAGUACUAAUAAUAAACUUCUUCUCUA